AUGCUAGGAUGGAACUAUGCAAAUUGUUUGCCGUAUUUCCGUCGCGCACAAACUCACGAACUUGGCCCGGACGACUAUCGAGGUGGGGAUGGACCGUUGUUUGUCUCACAGGGCAAAACCAAUCAUCCAUUACACCAGGCAUGGUUAGAGGCCGGUCAACAGGCUGGAUAUCCGUUUACCAGCGAUAUUAAUGGCUAUCAACAGGAGGGGGUGGGCUAUUUUGAUAUGACUGUAAAAAACGGCAAGCGUUGGUCCACCGCGGACGCUUAUCUUCAUCCCGCGUUGAAAACCAGACAGAAUUUGUGCUUGACCACGGGAGCCCUGGUCACUCGUGUUCUGUUCGAUAAAAAUCGAGCAAUCGGAGUGGAAUACAUCAAAAAUGGUCAACUGUGUGAGGUGAGUACAUCGGAAAUUCCAUGUUGUUUGCUGUGUUGA
This is a messenger RNA of Echinostoma caproni, 435 nucleotides long. The record is from the annotation of a GenBank genome assembly. NCBI's taxonomy places the organism in Eukaryota, Metazoa, Platyhelminthes, Trematoda, Plagiorchiida, Echinostomatidae.